AUGGCUUGGUGGCUGGCCCUGUUGGCCGUGGGGGUCGCAGCCCAAACCAAGGCUGACCCUGGCCGCGUGGAGGUUCCUGGCAACACCUCCGUGUCGGCCGAGGACAGUCCAGUCAAGGGCAAUGGAAGCCAGCCAACUAUGACAGGGAAGGUCCUCGGAAUGAACUCUUCCAGCAAGAUGGGGCAGUCCUUUAACUGCCAUCCCGGCUACCUCUACUGGCCCCUGUGCAACUUGUGCUGCCGAAAUGAUGGGUGGGUGUGCAACCCGCAGCGCAAGACCUGCGUGAAGAUAUCGGUAGUGGGCUCCCGCCGCCGUGCCCCCCUCCGACGCCGUGAACCCCUCCGACGCCGUGCCAGGAGGAGGCGGUGA
This is a messenger RNA of Symbiodinium natans, 369 nucleotides long. NCBI's taxonomy places the organism in Eukaryota, Dinophyceae, Suessiales, Symbiodiniaceae. The record is from the annotation of a GenBank genome assembly.